This is a messenger RNA of Eruca vesicaria subsp. sativa (arugula), 507 nucleotides long. NCBI's taxonomy places the organism in Eukaryota, Viridiplantae, Streptophyta, Magnoliopsida, Brassicales, Brassicaceae. The record is from the annotation of a GenBank genome assembly.
CGGAUCAGCAGCGAUUGAUCUUCGCCGGAAAACAGCUCGAAGAUGGCCGUACUUUGGCUGACUACAACAUCCAGAAAGAAUCAACUCUUCAUCUUGUGUUGAGGCUUAGAGGAGGAAUCAUUGAGCCUUCCUUGAUGGCUUUGGCUCGUAAGUACAACCAAGACAAGAUGAUUUGCCGCAAGUGCUAUGCUCGUCUCCAUCCAAGAGCUGUCAACUGCAGAAAGAAGAAGUGUGGCCAUAGCAACCAGUUGAGGCCUAAGAAGAAGAUCAAGUAGACUCGUUUCAAGAAUUCAUCUUGUUUGUCUUUUUUUUUUUAUUGUCUUCCCCAACGUUGUUUUAUUCAGUGAGUUCUUAUGUUAUGUUCACAGAUUUAUCAGUAAAAGGAUUUGGUUUUCUUAUCAUCAUUUGUUUCCGCUAUUCCUUUAUAUACAUGCUGCUUGUUUCUGAUUGUACCUGCAUCGUAGACGUUGAGAAAAUGUCUAUUAUCAAAAAUAUUGCCGUAAUUUU